ACUCCGCCGCAGGAAUGUGGCCCUCCUCCUCCGCCGCCUCCCGCCACAUCAACUGCGGACUCCCCCCGGAAUUCUUCUUCGUCGCGCCGGCCUCCUCCUUCCACCACCACGCCGAGCCCGCCACCACCAUCAACUUCGACCCCCACUCCCUCAACGUCGGCGUGAUCCCCCUCCUCACCGCCUCCCCUUGCAUCCCCGCCGCCGCCGACGACGACGCCGCCCGCAGCCGCGGCAUGCAGCUGUGGCAGCACCAGCAGCUGCAGCAGAAACCCUUGAACAACGCCGAUCACCCCAAUCUCACAAGCGGCGGCCCCGGCCCCUCCUCCGCCGCAACCGCCACCUGCCAAGACUGCGGCAACCAGGCCAAGAAAGACUGCCCCCACCGCCGCUGCCGGACUUGCUGCAAGAGCCGCGGCUACGACUGCUCCACCCACGUCAGGAGCACCUGGGUCCCCGCCGCCUGCCGCCGCGAGCGCCAGCUCAUGGCCGGAAACGCCGCCGCCUCCUCACAAUCCACCUCGGGUACCAAGAAACCCCGCCUCGCCGGCGCCUCCCAGACCACCACCGCCUCCCACACCUCCACCUCCAACACCACCCCUCCAAGAAGCUUCGACACCACCUCCAGCCAUCUAGACGCGAGCUUAAAAGAGACAUUACCAGGGCAAGUGCGUGCGCCGGCAGUGUUCAAGUGCGUGAGAGUAACAGCGGUUGAUGAUGGUGAAGAUGAGUUUGCAUAUCAAGCCGUGGUCAAAAUAGGUGGUCACAUCUUCAAAGGCUUCCUAUACGAUCAAGGGUUUGAAGGGAGGGAGAGCUUUCCGGAUAUAUCCGAAUUGCAUCUUGGCGGCGUCGCAGGCAGUGGCGGUGGGAGGCCCGCCCUCGAUCCGUCGGAUAUCUACGCAGCAUCCGGGGGAGGGUUGCUCGGUGGAUCGGUUUACGGAAACCAAAUAAAUUGA
This is a messenger RNA of Salvia splendens (bonfire salvia), 953 nucleotides long. Its product is annotated as protein LATERAL ROOT PRIMORDIUM 1-like. The transcript has a single exon. Lineage: Eukaryota; Viridiplantae; Streptophyta; Magnoliopsida; Lamiales; Lamiaceae. The record is from RefSeq and is a predicted model, not a curated record. Gene Ontology annotation, molecular function: DNA-binding transcription factor activity; DNA binding. Gene Ontology annotation, biological process: positive regulation of DNA-templated transcription. Bases 15 to 953 code for a protein of 312 amino acids. Gene Ontology annotation, cellular component: nucleus.